Molecule: messenger RNA, 3363 nt
Organism: Nerophis lumbriciformis (worm pipefish)
Lineage: Eukaryota; Metazoa; Chordata; Actinopteri; Syngnathiformes; Syngnathidae
Source: RefSeq, a predicted model, not a curated record
AUGCCUAUAAAUGUUAGAGCCAAGCCGGCGCAGAGCAAACUGUCUGCUGUCUCAAAGAGCAGCACGCACGCAGAUGGCAAUGCAUCUCAUUCACGCUUUUCAAGGUCUGCAAAACAGGGCAAAAGUAAACAGGUCAAGACCAGUUCAACCCCAGGCUGCCGCUCAGGACUCGAACCUGGCUCAGUGUCUUCACCUGUUUCAAAAGUAUCUGGAGGUCAAGGAUCAAAGUCAGGGCUCUGUCCGAAGAAAUCUGGUAUAAUAACGACUAAACAGACCUAUGGUUCAGCCACAGCUCCGGGGGGUAAAACGUUGUCAAUGGAAAACAUUCAAUCUUUAAAUGCAGCUUAUGGCACUUCAGGCACAUACUCAUGUGAGCGAGAUGCUUUGGAACCCUCUGGCAGUUACCCCAAAGCCACCAUGACUCUUGGAAGGAACACCAUCCGCUCUUCGUACAGUGGCCGGGGUACGGGUAUGGCCAGCAGCCCAAAUAUAAACUCCACUGACCUGAAUCACCUGUCCAACCAAUAUGGCAAAGACCAAAAAUUUGGACCUGGAGGGACUUCCAGUCAACAGCACCAGUCUGGGAGACAUUCAGAUGCACUAGAUUUCACUGGCCACGAAGAAUCUCUUGCAUCUGAUCUCCAGGCUCAGCUGAGAGCGCUUCUGAGGGAAAACGACAGCCUAAGAAGAGAAUUGGAUGAAGGAAAGGAUGGAAGGACAGGUCACAGUUUUAACAACGUUAAUUCCUGGAGUUCAGAUAGCAAGAGAGACAAAUCCAUAAGGCGAGAGGAGGGAGCUCGAGCCUCUGCCCUUAAGGAUUAUCACAGGGCAGACCAAGACACUAUUCAGGCCCCAUUAACUGUGCAGGAGCUCCAGGAGGAACUAAGGGCUCACAGGGAGAUGAACAGCCGCCUUCAGCAAUCCCAUCAACCUGGGACACCUAGUUCCUGUCGUGACAUCCAUAUUGGCCAGGACCACAGAGGAGGGCUCAGUCCUAGCCACUUUCUCCGAGAAAGACCUAGCAAUUUCCACAGUCCUGGACCCAGGCAAAGCCCAAAAGUAAGCCCAUCCAAUACGUACAAUCCAAGGCAUCAGGAAGCUGAUGUCAUCAUUCACAGCUCUGGAUAUGGUGGUACCAGCCCAACAGCAACACAGCGACUCAGCCCAGUAAACACUCUUCAUCCUGGGCCAAAGCACAGCCCAAAUCAGGCAGUAGUCCCCAGCCCUGUACGACGCUGCAGUCCUUGCCAGGUGCCGGGGUGUGAUGGCUUCUCUUCACCACCGCUGCAGCCAUCACAUGAGAAUUUCAUCCACCUGCAGUCAGAGCACGAACGGCAGGCCAAGGAACUGUUCCAUUUGAGGAAAACCUUGGAAGAAAUGGAGAUAAGAAUUGACUCUCAAAAACAGACGCUGGGUGCCAGAGAUGAGAGCAUUCAGAGGCUCAUGGAGAUGCUUCAGGGCCAAGGUCAAUUUCACGGACAGUGGGUUCAUGGGCAGAGGACAGGCAUUUUAGCCAUGGCUGCACAAGAGGCUGAAGCACAAUUGGAAAGCAUGCACAUAAGAGAGGACACCAAGAUCUCUUCAUUGGAGAGGAACAUCAGAGACUUAGAAGAUGAGGUCCAGAUGUUAAAGACCAGCGGUUUGCUACAUCCUGAUGACAGGCAUGAUGAGUUCAAACAGGUGGAGGUCUACAAGAGCCAUUCGAAAUUCAUGAAGACCAAGAUAGAGCAGCUGAAGCAAGAGCUGAACAGGAAGGAGUCUGAGAUGCAGGCCCUGCAGACCAAACUGGAAACACUAACCAAUCAGAAUUCUGACUGCAAGCAACACAUUGAGGUGCUUAAGGAGUCCCUCAAUGCGAAGGAGCAACGUGCCAAUACACUACAGACAGAGGUUGAUGCUCUAAGGGUGCGUUUGGAAGAAAAAGAACAGUUCCUGACGAAGAAAAACAAGCAGCUUCAGGACCUGACUGAUGAAAAAAGCACUCUAACAGGAGAAAUCAGAGACAUGAAGGAUAUGCUGGAUGUCAAAGAAAGAAAGGUCAAUGUCCUCCAGAAGAAGAUUGAGAACCUCUUGGAUCAGUUAAAGGACAAGGACAAACAGCUGACUGGGUUGAAGGACCGGGUCCAAGGUCUUCAAACGGAUUCUAGCAACACAGAGACAGCCCUUGCCACGCUGGAGGAAGCCCUGUCUGAUAAGGAGCGAGUUAUUGAGAACCUUCGGGAACAGAAGGAGCGGGCGGACAGGGUGCAACUGGUGGAGUUGGAGCGACUAAGGAAGGACAACCAGGAAUUGAAGGACAAGCUCUCGGCCCUCCAACCACAGAAACCGUCCCCCAGCCAACCUGCUAUCCUGGGUCCAAACCAAAUCCAGAGGCCCGAUGGAGAGGUGCCAUCCAAAAUAGUUGCACAACCAGCUGUGAACUCAACGGCCCCAAACCCAGACGACACUAUGCGUAAUUGUCCGGACAUUGCAGAUCGUCUAAGGCUUCUCGAGCAGGAAGUGGCUCGCCACAGGGAGGAAUCUGGAAAGUCACAAGCAGAGGUCACCAGGUUAAUGGUGGCACUGAAAGAUGCUGAGAUGGACAGAUCUGGCAGAGAGAAAAGAAUAAAUGAUCUUGAGAGGCAAGUCAAGUCCCCUCAUAUCCAAAAACAGAUGGUGCCUGGUGAAAUAAGGAAAGAUGCCCAGCUUGAUGGACAUGCACACUCUUUAUCGCAGCUUCAGCUAUCAGCUUCCCAGGAUGCCAUGCAGGAGACAGCUGAACGGAUAGGGGAGUUGGAGAAGGCCUUGAGGGACAGUAUGAACACUUCUGCAAAUAGGGAGGUGCUAUGGGCUCAAGAAGAGAUGACCCGCAUUCAGGCCCAGAGACAGCUUGAAGAGCUGAUGGUGGCCUUGGAGAAGACACGCCAAGAAUUGGAUACGACAAAAAUGCAUCUAUCCUCCACUCAGCAGACCUUGCAUGAAAGAGACGGACAUCUCAGCAACUUGCGGCAGGAAAAACGCAAACAGCUGGAAGAGAUUCUGGAAAUGAAGCAGCAAGCUUUACUGGCAGCUAUCAGUGAGAAGGAUGCAAACAUAGCCCUUCUGGAGUUGUCUCCUUCGAAGCGGAGAAACCCCCAAGCGGAGGUUAUGGCUCUAAAGCGGGAAAAGGACCGGCUCAUGCACCAACUCAAACAACAGACUCAGAGCAGAAUGAAGAUGAUGGCUGAUAACUAUGAGGAAGAUCGCAUUCACCCUCAAAAUAAUCCCCACCUUUCCCACCACUUGCACUCAGCAAAUGUACAUCACCGAAGCCUCCCUAGACACCCCCAUGCCAACCACAGACGCCCUAUGGACCAGGAAGAUGAAGAGGGCAUUUGGGCAUAA